Jaculus jaculus (lesser Egyptian jerboa) is the source of this 1255-nucleotide messenger RNA. RefSeq names its product peptidoglycan recognition protein 1-like. Lineage: Eukaryota; Metazoa; Chordata; Mammalia; Rodentia; Dipodidae. The record is from RefSeq and is a predicted model, not a curated record. Gene Ontology annotation, molecular function: peptidoglycan immune receptor activity; N-acetylmuramoyl-L-alanine amidase activity; zinc ion binding. Gene Ontology annotation, biological process: defense response to Gram-positive bacterium; peptidoglycan catabolic process; detection of bacterium. The transcript has 4 exons. Bases 1 to 705 code for a protein of 234 amino acids.
AUGGCGCCUCUGGUGUAUACGAGGAGGCAGCAGGAAGCCGGGCCCGGGGCUGAAGCAAACCCGAGGGCCCCUCCGUCCCUCCGGUCCCCGCAGAGAAAAGUCCCCAGGCCCGGGGUGGGGCGCGGCGCACCCCCACCCGGCAUGUCCACCUCCUUGGCCGUGGCGGCCGGCGCGCUUCUGGCCCUGCUCGGGCUGGGCGCGUGCUGCAGCCCCGUCGUGGCCCGCAGCGCGUGGCAGGCGCGGGCGCCCGGGUGCUCGCAGCGCCUCCAGCACCCGCUCCGCUACGUGGUGGUCUCGCACACGGCGGGCAGCCCCUGCCACAGCCCGGCCUCCUGCCAGCAGCAGGCCCGCAUCGUGCAGCACUACCACCAGCAGACGCUGGGCUGGUGCGACGUGGGCUACAACUUCCUGAUUGGAGAGGACGGGAAUGUGUAUGAAGGUCGUGGCUGGAACAUCAAGGGUGCCCACACAGGUCCCACCUGGAACCCCAUAUCUAUUGGCAUCACCUUCAUGGGCAACUACAUGGAGAGGGUGCCUCCAAAACGCGCCCUCCAGGCUGCCUUGAACCUGCUGGACUGUGGCGUGGCUCGGGGGUUCCUGAGACCCAAGUAUGAGGUGAAGGGACACCGCGACGUGCAGCAGACGCUCUCCCCAGGAGACCAGCUCUACGAAGCCAUUCAGAGUUGGCCGCACUACCGCGAGUGAGGCUCGGCAACGCCGCGAUCUGGCUCCAGAAAUGGUUCCCGCCUCCGCCUCCGCCCCAACCGUCCUCCCUCCUGCUACCCGGUCCUCCAAUAAAGAUGCAGCCCUAACUACUGCCCACCCUUAGCUCCCCUCCCCCACAGGACCCCAGCGCCCACUCCUCCUGGCCUCCAUCCUUGCUGCUGGGAAUAACCCAGAGGCCCUGACCCUGAACCAAGACCCCAGAGGUCCCAGCUCAGGGGCAACAUCACAGCUCAGAACCCAGAGGUCUCAGGUCAGAGCCCCGGAAUCAGCACCACGCUGGCCGGAUGUCACCCACAGUAGCUCAGGGGUCCUCCCGGGCAAUGGGCCAUGCUGCGAGACAUGCAUUCCGUACCCCACAGCUCCCUCAGUGCCCCUCCCCCUCCCACUGGCAUGUGGGAGUUUUCCCAGGACCACCUCAGCCAGAAAUGCCACCGGUCCUAAUUAUGUCCCAUCUCGUUUCUCCCCUUCACCCCCACUCUUCAGUCAUAAGCUGAGGGUCCCAAGAAUAAACAUGUUUAUUUACAAAAUG